AGAGGCGCUGGCGAACGGCGGGGAGACCAGAGCGCAUGCGUAACACGGCUUGACAGAGCGCGGAGGAAAAAUCCGCGAGAAGGUGGUGGAAGAAGAUGGCGGUGCUGGGGAAGAGUUUGCAAUCUUUCUAAAUAGGCUAGUCGAGUAACUGUUCGGGUCAUGGCGUCAAACUCAACUAAGUCUUUUCUGGCAGAUGCCGGCUAUGGCGAACAGGAGCUGGAUGCUAACUCUGCCCUUAUGGAAUUAGACAAAGAUGCUGUCACUUCACCUAUGUUCCAAAACAUCUGAAUUCUCAGACUGUGGAAGAGACCACAGGUUGCUUUUACUCUGUCCAUAUUGGUACAGAUGUAGUUGGUAUUAUGAUAAACAAAUAUGAAGCCCUGUCUAAGAUCUGGCAAACUUGGUGAACAGUGUGAAGCAGUUGUCCGCUUUCCCAGGCUCUUUCAGAAGUAUCCAUUUCCCAUUCUCAUCAAUUCUGCUUUCCUAAAGUUAGCUGAUGUUUUCAGAGUUGGAAACAAUUUCCUGAGGCUAUGUGUUCUUAAAGUUACGCAACAAAGUGAGAAGCAUUUGGAGAAGAUUCUAAAUGUGGAUGAAUUUGUGAAGAGGAUUUUCUCUGUGAUUCAUAGUAAUGAUCCUGUAGCAAGAGCCAUCACACUCCGGAUGUUGGGAAGUCUGGCAUCAAUAAUUCCUGAGAGGAAGAAUGCUCAUCAUAGUAUUCGUCAGAGUCUGGAUUCACAUGAUAACGUAGAAGUUGAAGCUGCUGUUUUUGCUGCUGCUAACUUCUCUGCACAGUCAAAGGAUUUUGCUGUAGGAAUCUGUAACAAAAUCAGUGAAAUGAUUCAAGGUCUAGCCACGCCAGUCGACUUGAAGCUGAAGUUGAUCCCCAUCCUGCAGCACAUGCACCAUGAUGCAAUAUUGGCAUCCAGUGCUCGUGAGCUCUUACAACAGCUAGUCACAUCCUACCCUUCCAACAAAAUGGUGAUUGUUUCUUUGCACACCUUUACUCUGCUUGCAGCUUCAUCCUUGGUUGAUACGCCUAAGCAGAUUCAACUUCUAUUGCAGUAUUUGAAGAAUGACCCCAGGAAAGCAGUGAAGAGACUUGCUAUUCAAGAUCUGAAAUUACUUGCCAGUAAAACACCACAUACUUGGAGUAGGGAAAACAUUCAGGCACUCUGUGAAUGUGCCCUCCAGACUCCUUAUGACAGCUUGAAACUUGGAAUGUUGUCUGUUCUUUCCACGCUGUCAGGGACCAUCGCCGUCAAACAUUACUUCAGCAUAGCUUCAGGAAAUGUGGGUUCUUCCCCUAGAUCCUCUGAUUUAGUCAAAUUAGCCCAAGAGUGCUGUUACCAUAAUAACAGGGGCAUUGCAGCUCAUGGAGUGAGAGUCCUAACUAAUAUUACUGUCUCUUGUCAAGAAAAAGACCUUUUGGCACUGGAACAAGAUGCUGUCUUUGGCCUGGAAUCCCUUCUGGUACUUUGUAGUGAAGAUGAUAGCCCAGGUGCUCAAGCCACUUUAAAGAUCGCUCUGAAUUGUAUGGUGAAGUUGGCCAAGGGUAGGCCCCAUCUCAGCCAGUCUGUAGUUGAGACCUUGUUGACUCAGUUGCACAGUGCUCAGGACGCUGCCCGGAUCCUGAUGUGCCACUGCCUGGCCGCCAUUGCCAUGCAGCUGCCUGUGUUGGGCGAUGGAAUGCUCGGUGACCUCAUGGAGCUCUACAAGGUGAUCGGACGAUCAGCGACAGACAAGCAACAAGAACUUCUGGUGAGCUUGGCCACUGUGAUUUUUGUAGCCAGUCAGAAAGCACUGUCUCCUGAAGUAAAGGCAGUAAUUAAGCAGCAGCUUGAAAGCGUCUCCAAUGGAUGGACUGUAUACCGAAUUGCCAGACAGGCAUCCCGAAUGGGUAAUCACGACAUGGCCAGAGAGCUUUAUCAGAGUUUGCUGACUCAGGUUGCCUCAGAACAUUUCUACUUCUGGCUGAAUAGUUUGAAAGAGUUCUCACGUGCAGAACAGUGUCUCACUGGGUUGCAAGAGGAGAAUUAUAGUUCAGCACUUUCUUGCAUUGCUGAGUCUUUAAAAUUCUACCACAAAGGGAUUGCUUCCUUAACAGCUGCCAGUACACCACUGAAUCCUUUAAGUUUUCAGUGUGAAUUUGUAAAGCUCAGGAUUGACCUUCUCCAAGCCUUCUCUCAACUUAUCUGUACUUGUAGUAGCCUCAAGACAAGCCCACCACCUGCAAUUGCCACAACAAUUGCCAUGACCUUAGGGAAUGACCUCCAGCGGUGCGGUCGCAUCUCCAAUCAGAUGAAACUGUCCAUGGAAGAAUUCCGAAGCCUUGCUUCCCGAUAUGGGGAUCUUUAUCAGGCAUCUUUUGAUGCUGAUUCCGCAACUUUGAGGAAUGUAGAACUACAGCAGCAGAGCUGUUUACUGAUAUCUCACGCAAUAGAAGCCCUGAUUUUGGAUCCAGAAUCAGCAAGUUUCCAGGAAUAUGGAUCUACAGGAGCAGCCCAUGCUGAUAGUGAAUAUGAGAGAAGAAUGAUGUCUGUAUAUAAUCAUGUCUUGGAGGAGGUGGAAUCACUCAAUCGGAAAUAUACCCCUGUUUCUUAUAUGCAUACAGCAUGUCUCUGCAAUGCCAUCAUUUCUUUGCUGAAAGUUCCUCUUUCAUUUCAGAGAUAUUUUUUCCAGAAACUGCAGUCUACCAGCAUCAAGCUUGCCCUGUCACCAUCCCCCCGGAACCCUGCUGAACCCAUUGCUGUCCAGAAUAACCAGCAACUGGCGCUGAAGGUAGAGGGAGUGGUUCAGCACGGAUCUAAACCAGGACUCUUCCGCAAAAUUCAGUCUGUCUGUCUGAAUGUUUCUUCCACACUGCAGAGUAAAUCUGGACAAGACUACAAGAUACCCAUUGACAAUAUGACCAAUGAGAUGGAGCAGAGGGUUGAGCCUCAUAAUGAUUACUUCAGUACUCAAUUCCUGUUGAACUUCGCUAUCCUUGGCACACACAACAUUACAGUGGAAUCUUCCGUGAAAGACGCCAACGGCAUCGUAUGGAAGACUGGUCCCAGAACCACCAUAUUUGUAAAAUCCCUGGAAGACCCUUAUUCGCAGCAGAUUCGCCUGCAGCAGCAGCAAGUCCAGCAGCCGUUACAACAGCAGCAGCAGCGAAAUGCCUACACGCGGUUUUAGCCGUGCAACAGAGGCACUACAGACUUUCCAGGAACUGAGCAAAUUAGCGAAAAUAGUUUGCUUUUUCAUAUGGAUAAAGGUACAAAAGUUAGAAUAUGGAGUCCGUUUAUUCAUUGGUUUCUGUGAUAGAACAUUCUGAAAAAAAAUUUUUCUUAAAAAUUUACUUGGAGAAAUCAUUGGGUUCCUAACUAGAAAGAUUUUUUUCCCCUUAUUUCUUCUUAAACCAAGUCCUUCAUCUCCUAUUCAGCACUUUCAUUGUUUUGCUAUUAUUACUUUUAUUUUUGCUGAGCCUUCUCUUUUUCUUUCAGGAAAAGUCACAUAUUGGGAUCAUUGAAUUAGUAAAUUUGACUGCUUUCCUACCAAAAUAUAUCACUUGCUGCCUGACAUAGACCUCUAAUUCUGAGCUGGGCCUUUGGAAGUUCUGACCAGUAUGUGCCGGGUUUACCCAGGGUAGUAGAAACUGAGUACUCCCGUAGUUGGACUUGAAAGUGUCCCCUGAAACCUCCAGUGUUGUGGAUUAUGAGAGCCUGCAGUCUAGCAGAAAGGAAACAUCCUGCCGUAUUAUUUCAACCGUUUACCUAUCUAUUCUCUGCUAAAGCAAUCGUAAUUUAUUGUUUUAGUAUUUAAUUGACCCAAAAGCAACUAACAAUUACAUAGAAAGAUUGGAAAUUAAUAAUUUGUUUUUUCUAAUAUAUGUGCAAUUUUAUGUCAUACAGACUUUUUUUAUUGUUUCUAAGAAUGAAAAAAAUCACAUUUAAUGUUAGGAGGGCAGAUCUUUUCCUUUGAUUGGUUUAGAUUCUUCUUGGCAAGUUAGGUAAUGCUAAACUUGAUUGUCUAGAAACAGCAGUCUCUUUAUAAUACACCCUCAGUUAGUUGGAAUGCUCAGGGAAUAGAAGUUUUCUCGUUAGCCAGAAAACCCCCUUUUUCUCUAUGUCAAUACUGGUUGAAAACCAUUAUAAAAUAUAAUAAUAAUACACUUUCUUAACACAGUAUACUACAUGUAAUUUGACUGUUCUUUCUUGAUUUGGGAUUGUUCAGUGCUUCGGGGUCAUGAUUUCUAGACAUCAGGGAUCACAGGAUUGCAGACACUGCUCCCAAGGUGAAGCGCAGGGCACAUUCCUUGGAAGUUUCCUUUUAAAAUAAAUCUCUCAAUUGCUUUGCUCGUUUUGCCGUUUUCUCUUUAAAGUCGACAUUGGCUCAAAGGAGGGAUAGAGUUUAAAGGGAAAAAAAUGAGUUUGGGGGAUUUGUGUGUGUGUGUAAUGUGGCCUCUAGGGGUGAAAGAGAUUGGCAGGCAACUCGUGUCCCUCUAAGAUCUCUUGGCUUCAUGAGCUAUUGUCCCAGCACAGCACUUCUUCUGCCAGUGGCCAGGGCAUUGUCAUAAAACGUGUGUAAAUCUACAGUGUCCACUGUGGUUGAUGUCCAGAUGUACGCAGUACAUGAUGUGCACAGGCAUGACAACAUCUGGGAACAUAAGCCUUAGGAAGAAUUGCUAGAGAGUAGUGGGGGACGUGUGCAGGACCUCUUGCCCUUCUACCAGGUGUGGAAAGAGCUGACCGGAAAGCCUAGGUUCCACUGUAGGCUCCAAAGAGUUAGCCCUGUGACCUGGGCAAGUGUCAUCAUCUCUGUAGAUGGAAGUUUCUUUGUCUGUAAAAUGACUGGAUUAGACAGGACCUCUUGACUCCAGUCUAGAGUUUUGUUAUCUGAAAGACUAAAGACAAAAAAAAAAAAGUUCUUUCUUAAAUUGAAAAAAUCUUUUUUCUUUUCUUUUCUUUUAAAGUGGCUAUUUUCAGAAUGAAAUUUUACAAUGUUAAUUUUAGGUUUCUGGUGCUGUUUCAAGGCAGAAUUGUCUGAAAAGAAGCAAAUUUUGUAAACCACCAAUUCCCCCAGUUCACUUUGAGACCUUCCCGUAUUUUAUGUUCUUAAAAGAUAGGCUUUUGAUAGCUGUAGUUAUAAACUGAUUGAUUUGGUAUAUUAUAGAGCCCCUGGCACAAAUUGGAAAGGAAUUAUUAAAAUAAAAACAAAUCCAAACAGUUUGGAGUGAAAAGUAACUCUGCGAAGCAAAAAAGGCUAUUUUAUUUUAGGAUGUCCAUUAGAUCUGGAAUUAGGACACUGAUUUUAUUUUUGGUAUAAUAUCUACUGCAUUUUUGGCAUCGACUGUUAAACAGUUAUUUGAGGUGGGGGGAAACUGUGUUUAUAAUUUCAACAGUACACUCAUGAAUGAAAAGGAAAAGAAUACUCAAGGAAAGAUGCAGAAAAGAAAGAUAAACAUACUGAUUAUGAAGUGAACAUGUUCCCUGAUUUUAGAAAUAUGAGUAAUAAGGGCACUGGCUGAUUGAUUUAAGAAGACAGGACUGAUUUUUCCCAGUAUUUAGUGACUUUGCAGUAUAACCUGGUGGCUAAAAGCCCAACCUUUGGAGCCACUCUGUCCAGUUCCAAACCCUAACUCUACCUAACUUUGUGGCCUUGGAUGAGCUACUUAAUCUCUCUAUGCCUCAGUUUCCUUAUUCCCCAGAUCAGGAAGCAUAAUAGUGCUCCAUGGGUUAGGUGUGAGGAUUAAGCAAGUUAAUACAGAAUUGAUAUAUAUAAAGCAGUUAGAAUGUGCCUCGCACAUAGUAAGCAGAUACACAUGAGUGUUUGCUGUUAUUAUUACCGCUAUUACUAUCCUCCCUAGUAUUCUUUUUCACAGUGUUAGAUCAAUUCUUUUUUUUUAACAAGUUAUUUUAUUUUAUUUUAUUUUAUUUUUUUGGCUGUGUUGGGUCUUUGUUGCUGUGUGCGGGCUUUCUCUAGUUGCAGCGAGCGGGGGCUGCUCUUCGUUGUGGUGUGUGGGCUUCUCAUUGCAGUGGCUUCUCUUGUUGCAGAGCAUGGGCCCUAGAGCAUGCGGGCUUCAGUAGUGGCAGCAUGUGGGCUCAGUAGUUGCAGCUCACAUGCUCUAGAGCGCAGGCUCAGUAGUUGUGGCGCACGGGCUUAGUUGCUCCGCGGCAUUUGGGAUCUUCCCAGACCAGGGAUCGAACCCAUGUCCCCUGCAUUGGCAGGCGGAUUCUUAACCAUUGCAUGACCAGGGAAGUCCAUAGAUCAGUUCUUAACCUUAGCAUUUUAUUUAUUCAAAAUAAAAGUUACCUUUUCUCUGCUAGUCAACACACAUUUAAGCUAUCUUCCCUCAUAUUCAUUUUGGGUACCUUGAUUAAGAACAAAAUAGCUUAAUGUUGACCUAAACAAAAUGGAAUUUCUGUCUACUGCAGUGCUGAAAUCCUAUUUAAUUAAAAUAUUUAAAGAAAAACGUACAAAGAAAAUUAUGAAAAUACUUUCCAAAAGUACUGAUUACCUUCAGUAGUAACGGCCAUAGUAUAUUGACUAUUUAGAAACUAAAGUACUAUUGUAGUCCAACUUAAACUAAGAGAUCUUGUGAUGUGGCUUUCCGGCUCAAACCCACCAAGGUAGCAGGUAAUUUGCAACUGAAGGCUGUCAGUCACUUUUCACAUUGAAAUAUGAUUCAGAGAAGAACAAAACAGCCAAACAAGAUCUUCAGUCUAGGGUCCCAGAGAUGUCAGUUUAAGUUCUAUUUAUACGACUCACUUGCCAUGGAUCCUUGGAUAGGUCACUUGAUCUUUUUGUGCCAAUACAUGCCAGCAGUAUACUGAGAAUAAGAUGACCCUGCCAUCUGGUAUACAGAGUAUAUGCAGAGCUGUCUGACAGAACUUUCUGAGAUGAUGGAAAUGUUCUAAGUCUGUACUAUCCAAUAUAGCCACUAGCCACAUAGAGCUGUUGAGUAUGUAAAGUAAGCCUAGAGUAACUGAAUCGUUUAUUACUUUUAAUUCAGUUAAACUUAAAUAGCCUCAUGUGGCUACUGCCUGUAGAACUGGACAGUGCAAGAGUAAUAAGUGAAGAAAUGAGAUUCACUACUACCUUAGGACCUAGAUAGUCCUUAAGUAGGUUUCUAGAUAAGGUGUCUACAUUGGAGUUAUUUGAUGCACCAAAGCUUUCACGUGGAAGAGUGUGGAUGACAAGGAAGGUAUCGGGGGUUCGUGUGUUUGCUUUGCUUCAGAUAAUACAGUACUGUGUUGCUCAACCACCUAGCCCUGUUCUCUCUAUAAUGUGCCCUUGGAUUUAGGUUUUAUCAGUCACCAACAGUGAAAGUAUGAUGGGAGUACUGAGAAGUCCCAAAGUCUGGUGAAUUGGCUUAGAUUUCCUGCCAACAGCACUCCAGGAGGCUGUGGUCUUCCUUUCCAUUUCUUGCCCAGGAACACAAAGACCUUUCCAUGGGCUGUGUAUUUUAUUGGCUUAACUGGCAUUAGUCCACUAUCCUGUGGUGCCUCCCAGUCUACUCACUCUAUGAGCAAUUUGAUGUUUAAUUGUAACAGAUUUAAACAGUGUAAGUCAUGUUUUUUUUCUUAAAUAACAUACCAAGAUCUGGAGUCAUUGAUUUUCACAGUAUAAUGAAGAAUGCGAAAUGUAAAUUUACUUAUUUCAAAUCUACUACAGUUACAAAAUAUCUUUUCAGUCUAUAUCUUUUCCCUUAUCCUCCUGCUUACUUGCUAAUCUCUCCCAGAGCAGUUCUCUCCUGCACAGUCCAGUUUGUUGUGCAAUAAUUGCGUUCUUUGCUUAUUAUUUAGGUCUAGUUAAAGAUUGAGACUUGGUGAAAUGAGUUUGGGGAUUGUCUUCUUCAUAGAUCAUGACUACGGGUCUAGCUUUUGUCUAGUGAUACUUAGCUGGCAAACUGAGACUAAAAAUCUUUUUAUUGUUGUUUCCAGAUAAUUUUUUCUUAAUAAAAUUAUAAAUGUGAGAUAAUACCAAAUGAAUCAGAACAAUCAGGAAAAUGAACAUCUACCCAGUACCCUCAAAAUUCAGAUCGUAAGCAGAGAAGAAAUACUUUCUACCUUUUGGUUUUCUCGGGAGAUUUCGUUUGUGGAUUUUGAUGAAGCUUAUUUGUGGCUUAUUUGUAUUUUAAAGAAAGAAAUUUAAAACAGAAGACUGUGACAAGUAAAAUAGAACUGAGUUAGACUGAGGAAUUAUGAGAAGAUACCAGUGUUUGCUUUUCCUGUUUCCUAAGAUCAUGGAAAGUGAAAGUAGGCCAGGCUGCCUCAAUUUCUACCACUCCCACCCCCAGCUCCCCCAUUGGAAGCAGUGAGGCUAAAGAUGCUUUCUGUUUAUGUGUCGUCUCACACUUAAGAGAUGAGCAAAGUGAUGGCGACUUGUUAACACUUGUGUCCCCCAUCCUUGCUUUCCCCUCCCACCUAGCAAAGGCAGCCGGUCCUGUGAUUAGGAGGGUUAGUUCUGAAAUCCCCCCAGCCCCUUCUCCCACUUGACAGGAGAGGCAGAUGAAAAGGCUACUGUAGAAGUGCAAGUUGGGGAGAGGGGCUUUCCUGACAAUGCCGGGCCCUGAACUGGGGUGAGAAAUGCAAAAGGAAACUGACAGGGAGACCCCUCAAGCAACUUGCCGUCUCAUUUGACAGAAAAGACCUAUUUUUAGAGAAUGUGGAGAGGGCUUUAUAAAAGCUGUUGACAGAGCACAAAAGAUGCCAUUUCUGAAAUUCUAGUAGCACCCCCCUUAUAUGUAACAGGACAGGCUCUUAGGUAAUUAGAAAACUGGCCGUCAUGUGGCAUUUUCUCCUUUUCCAGCACUUCAAAUGCAGUGUCCUUUCCUCCUCAGAGAGCCUCUUUUUGACAUAAGCAGAGACAGUUGGGUAGCUACUACUUGGAAGCCAGAGAGGAACAAAAGAGCAUUUGGAAAAAAGGUACACUCCUAAAGUGUGAAGUCAGUAUUUAGCCUUGAGGGGAUAGGAGCUUACACUCAGAAUUAAAUAUUGUCUCCUGUUGCAGAAACUACUGCUUCUGGCCAGGCCGUUGGAGGACACGAACCCCUCAAUGUCACGUUUCAAGGUAUCAGGGCAUUAGGGAGAAAUGACUGUAAUCACAGAAUCACUUAAGCAAGAUCAUAUCUGUCCUACUUAGUGGUUACAGUGUCCCCCGGGAUGCUCAAGAGAGUAUUAGCCCUGCCUAGAGUUGUCUCUCUCAGGGAGUAAGCACGUCUGGAAUCUCCUUGAGGGCCCUUGGUGCAGGAGGGGGCCCACGCGUCUCCCCCAAGCACCGCCUCCCCCUGCCUCUCUCCCCUGCAUGCUGACCAGGUUAGCUGAUGGAAAGCACUUUUCCUUCAUCCUAAGCACCAAGGUAACUCAACUGACAUCACAGGGCACUGUAGCUCAGUCAGCAUUUGUCCAUUCGUCUGAGCAGGCGUUUGUGAGCUCAGAUUUCUCAGAUCUGUGCAAAAGGCACAGCCAACAAGGACACAAACAAUUUUGGAAACAGGUGAUCUUUUAUUCUUCACCAAAUGUUGAUUGAACACGUACAGGGUACCAGGAACUGGGAAUACAGUCAUAGACAAGUUCCCUGGGUUCACGGCCAUGCCACUGCUUGUUUUUGCACAGGCUGUGGGAAACCCGCCCUGGCCUUGAUUAUGCCAGGGCGGCCUUAGCUUCCUUGGUAGUUGAUCAUUUUCUCCAGUGAAAGUGGAGAGGAAUGUGUUUAGACGGGACCAUCCAGAUCAGAGUCGCUGCUGUUUCCUGUGUGGCCUUUGGAAAAGCUCUCUCAGCCUGAAAGUCUGCUCCUUUGGAAUCUAACCAUCUUCCCAGUUCACUAAACCUUUCCUUACAUCCCAGCUAAACCCCUCACGGCAGUCUUAACCUCCUGCUUCAAUUCUGUGUUUGAGGGUAUAGAAAGCUCCCCAGAGCCUUGGUCAUAGGGAAAUAGCUUUAGGCAGAAUGCAGCCUCCCCUGACCCCAGCUACACCACAUUGAAAAACCCAUCUGCCCCUCCAGACCCAGCAGAAACCCUGGCCCUGAUUACUCCAACCAGACAUGGUGCUCCGUCUCCCUCUAUGACCAGUAUCAAAUCCAGUCUCGUGUAUGUUCUGCUGCCUGACUCUUGGGGUUGACAUGAAUGUGGACAAAUGGUGGCUAAAAUUACCAUGUCCUGUUAAUGGGAACAAACACCUGUGUCCACUGUCCCACACCCCACGUCAGCCCCCUGGCUGUUCUCCGAGUCUCUAUUUACUCUCAUAAAAUCUCUGUGAGCCUUGGCUUCUUCGUCUGUGAAAUGGGGCUAAUACCUGCCUGUUGAAGAGUUGUGAGGAUUAAAGGUAAUAAUACAUGCACAAAGCCGGCUACUGGCGGGCCCACCAAACGUUGCUUGCCUUCCGUGUCAGUGGUGGAGUGGCCAGCGUGGCCUGGUGGCCCAGAGAACCCUGGGGAAAGAAACGUCAGCUUCCUAAAACAGUAAUGUUUCAGAUCAUCUCUGCCUUAAUGAUGAUGUCCCAGGUUUGAGGACUUCAAGGGACAAAAAUUGACAGCUGAGAGGAGGGGGGUGGUGAAGAGGUUAUGUUUUCUCUCGCCUCCUAAGUGUGUCUCUGUGUGUGUAUGAGAUAUGUGUCUAGGCAGGGAGAAGAGCUGGCCUACUUUGGAGGAUGGGGGACUGUCCUUCACAGUGUUGCCUCCUUCCUGUUGCCACUACCGUCACCCUAGUUCACAGCCUCAUUAUAUCUUCCUGGAAUAUCACUUUCACUUCCUGUUUUUCCUGCUGCUAGUGUCUGCCUCCUCUGAGUAAUCCUUAUUCCCACUGCUUCCCAGUUCACUCAUCUGGUCCAAAAUCAUAAUUCCCAUUGGGUUCCCUAUACAGCCUGAAUUCUUCAGUAUAUCAUUUAAAACCCUCCACAGUGAGACUCCAGCGUGGCAGCCAGGCCUCACCUCUCACCCCAUCUCUGUGUGUAUCCCAGCCUGUAAUAAAACUAGCUUCCUGGGCAUCCCACGAGCUUGGUUUGCACACUCUCACCAUCGUGACUUUGUUCAUAUUUUCCCACCACCUGAAAACUCUUUUCCAUCACUGAAACCCUUGUCGAUCCCUCCGUGUUCUGAUUCUCCAGCCAAGCCCAGGGUUCCUCCAUGACCUGUAUCAUGUUCAAUCUUGUGUGGAGCAGUUAGCCUGCCUGGCCCUCGGAGUCAGCAUAAAGGUGGACAUGUAGUGGCUAAUGUGACCAUGUCCCGCUGAUGAGAAAAAACGGCUCCCUCCGCCGUCCCACCCCUCGUGACUAUUCUCCAGCCCCCAGCCCUGGUUCACAUCCCUGUGUGGAGCAGUCCCAGCUGGUCUGCCUACUGACUCAGUGUUCACCUACUAUUUCUGAGCUGCAAGCAGUGUCAAGGCAGGAGCACACACCACUGCCAUUGUGGGGGGCCUGGAGUGCAGCUCAGGUUCUGAUCUGAGGUCUGAGGCAGUAGGGAGGGAACCAGAGCCUAGACUUGCAAGAAAGUAAAAAUUUAAAUAAAAGGCCUGUUCAUCCGUUUUUUGUUUUGUUAUGUUUUUUCCAGCCGCGCAGCUUAGAGGAUCUUAGUUUCCCAGGGAUGGAACCCAGGACCCCGGCAGUGAAAGCCCAGAAUCCUAACCACUGGACUGCCAGGGAAUUCCCGUUAUCUGUCUUUUUCUUUAGAGUCACCUUCACAUUCCUCCUGCACCAGCCUUCUCUUGAUCAGAAUGUGGACUAUGUUGUUGCUUUGGGUGAUUUGGGUUUCACUGUUGCCAGCCAGCUUUUUUGGGGGCACCUUCCUCCCUCCUUCCCUUUCUCUCUCCCUGCCUUUCUUUUUCAAGGACUGAUUGAGCACCUGUUAUAUGCAAACACUGCAGCAGGUAGAGUCCCUGCUCUCUGGAAGCUUUGGUUGGUGGUUGUCAUGUGUGUCAGCUUGAUCCAUGUUUGUCCACAGUGCCAAGGUGCUGGGGUGCCAGUCGCACUCAGGUGAGACUUGAGCAGUCCACUCCAUUGUCCUUCUCAUGGACUGAGCUCGUGUAUAAAGAGCUGCCUGAAAGACCCUGUGGGAGGUGGAGUGGGCAACGUAAGAUGCCAAGGAAGACAAAGGCAAGGAGAGGAAGGCAGAGGUGGCUUUGGAUUCUCACCACUCCAAUCCAGAGCCAGGCGCAAAUCAGACUCAGAGAGGGCCACGCUGAUGCUUUCACUCCUCUGCGGGUCACCUGUUAGAUUGCCGGCCAGCUCAUGUUUUCCCCCCACCCCCCACCCCUCAUCUGCUUUCCUUUAUACUUCUACCCUGCGAGCUUUGGACCACAGACUCCCUUUGGAUGGCUGGACCUGUGACAGGUAACCUUGGGAGUCAUCCAAGACCAUGUUUUUUGCUAUACAUACAAACAGUAAAAAAGGACAGCCCAGCUGAGUUCCUGUCCAAGGUUCCCUGAGCUGCCCUUACGUCCUUAUAAUGCAGUGAAAUAUUCAUCUUUCUGCUUUUCUUUUGGACAUUCCCCAGUUUGUGAUCUUUCCCUAGUCAGAGACAUCCACAGUGCCCUAAGGAGAAGUGGAGGGUUAAAGCAAUACGCAAAGACAAAACAACCCAAUGUUCAGUCUUUUUAACAUCCAAAAUAAGACAUUGAGAGUAAAAAGGGAUAGCGUUUUGGCUAUAAAAACAGAAGAGAAAGAACAGUGAGAUAACCAUGGCUGCCGCUUUAGACGUGUUGACAUUCUCAUUGUUUCCUGAACCCCAGUGCAUCUCACACCUCUGCACCCUUGUGGCACUUGGCAUUCAGUGUGCGAUGCUUCUUCUCCCCCAUGGUUCUGCUUAGCAAGCUCAGUCCAUCUCUGUAGAUUUACCCAGGUUGAAAGUCCUCCUCUCCAAGAAACUUUCCCUGAAAGCCCACACAGAGUUGGGUGCUACCCUAGCUUUCUGGUCUACUCUCUGCUUAUGUGUAUCUCCCUGUGUACGUAGCUAUCUCGCCUUCUGUCUAAACUGUGAACAUCCAACGGGAGGAUUGGGAGUUCAUCUUUGCAUGCCUGCUGUCCAGCAUGGUGCCUGGAACAUAGUAGGCAGUCAUUUGAGUUGAAUUACUUAAUGCAGAAUUCAGUUUCUAAUGACCUAGCCUUAAUAGAGUUAACUGGUCCUAGGAGCCUAGCCACUGAGAACUAACUGUAAACUCAAGAGCUAUUGCAUAACUAAUGCUGGAUAUUUCUGGUCCUCAACUCAAUAACUCAACUACUUAGGUGACCCUACUACAAAGGACCCAGCACUCAGGCAGCCUAAUAAUUCUGCAGCCAAUGUUGCAGAGGUGCCCUUCCUAAACUAGUGGCCUAGCCCUGACCCUACAGCCUCCGAGUAGGAGUCAGAACUGGGCUGGACUCCUUUGUGACCAAGGUGAAGCUUUGUCAUCCCUGUCUCUGGUCUUCAGUUUCUCUGUCCGUCGUGUGGUUGUGGUCCUAAUUAGAAAGCUCUUAGAGGAUCCUGAAAGGACUCUUAUUGCACAGCUGCUCAAAGGGUAUUAUGUCACCGUGGUAUAAGAGCACGGCAAAUAAUAUGAACUAGGAAUAAUAAGGGCACUUAUUCCCAGAAGCACAUUGGUUUAAACCACAAAAGCUCCUUGGCACAGGGCUUGAGGAUUGUAAAACCUGAGCAAUCAACAACCCCUGGGAGAGGGGAGCCCAUGCCAGCCUACCGCUGGAGAGUUCAUUUGAUCGUGGUGGGUGGGCCGGUGUUUUCCCUCAGGUGUUCUCACUUCGGUGAAAUUUCCCUGCUGGAGUGAGCCCAGCCCAUUUGCUGGGUUCUCGGGCAUAGUGGCCAUUGCUUCCGCAUCCCUUCUGCAUAAAAGAAGCAAAGAACUGGCCUUAGCAAAUCUCAGUUCUUUUCAUUCUCUGUAGGAUGAAGACAGGUCUCUAGAUAAUGGAAAUUUCAUGGCCACUUUUGCUUCUAAAAUCUAUAUAGCUGAAAAGUCAUCUGGGCCACACCUUGACCCGCCGUUGCUACCUCUGGUCAGAAACUUGGGAAAACCAGCCAGAUGCACUGUGUCUAUGAAAAACAAAGUCACCAUAACAACCUGGUCAUCCUGGAGUGGAAAACGAUGUUUAAACAUGGCUCUGACAGGAAGAAGGGCAGAAUCUACAAAGCAAAAUAAUGGUGGCUCCUGGAAGAGACAGGCACAUGUGCUAGUGGCUCCAGUUUCUACCCAGGAACCUUGAUGGUUGAAAGUGGGCUUGAGAACCUGCUUGCCAUGUUUGCAUAGGACUUUAUCUGAACUGGGAAAACAUCAGCUAUUCAUAAGAAAGAAGGAGGUGAAUGUGUGUGGGCAUGGGGUGCUGGUGGAGGUGAAGAGGGGGUGGCUAAAGCCCUCAACCCUGCUCUGGAAAUCAGCAUUAGGCAUGGGUAAAGCUUCAUCCUAUAUAUACAUGAAAGAAGCAUUUAAACAUGCAACGAGAGUCAGGGAACUUGGCCUCUGGGACCAGCUUUGCCACAAACGGACUAGGGCAAGUUGUUUUCUAAUGUAGGCUGUAGUCAGGGCUCUGCUGGCUGCCCAUGGCUCUCCAGGAGGUUCUGAGGACAGAUGUAGGACAGGUGUGAUGUGUAGGACAACCAAAUAAACCUUGUCAAGCCAACGUCAAGUAAAGGCCACUGCUCACCUGGUUUACCUGGUCAGGUCACCUGACCUUGAUUUCAUUGGCCUGGCAGAAUCCACCCAGUCCAAAUACCCAGAGGAGUUAUACACCUGGGGAAUGUAUGUAGACGACAAAAGGAAGAGGUGCGAAACACUAAAUCUGUGUGGCUGAAAGAAAACUGCAUUGUUUAAUCAUAAAUUUACCCAGCCAACCAUGGAUGUGAUAUGAUAGGACAUGACAUGACAUAUGAUAUGGGAUGAUAGAUGAUAUAAUGAUAUGAUGUGUUGGCUUCCAAUUUCCUUCUGACCAGAAACCUGGAAAAGCCCCUUAAUCAAGCAUGACUGAGAGAUGGGUAGAGAGGGAUAGGAUUAUACAUGGAAAAAGAACAGAGGUCGGGGUCACCCCAAAGUGUCUGGCAUCCCAAAUCUGCCACUUACCAUUGUGCAAUUCAAGGCACAUUGCUGGAGAUCACUGGGUCUCAAUUCUUUCAUUUGUAAAUUGGAGAAAACACCACUACCUCAUAGAGGUGUUGUGAGGAUUAAAUGUCAACACAGAUAUAAAGUAUGUAGGAAGUAUUAGAUGCCCAGUACCAGCAGCUACUUGCUUGAUUCUUGUUUGUAAUACAUCCUUCUUCCUCUUGCACGUUCCAGUUCUCUCAGUCCUCUCCUGCUGUCCAUGUCUCACGUCAAACUGGGCAGGAGUGUUCUUUUAAAAAUUUAAGGUGCCUAAAUAAGUAUGGAGAAAAUUCCACUGUUAGACAGUUGUCCCAACUCUUGGACAGAGUCCCAACAGAGGCCUAAGUCACCAUCCCCAGCCUUUGCCUGCAGUGAUGGGACAGUGGUACAUGGCCACAGGGCCCCAGUUGAGGGAGGAGUCGAGCAAAGCCAGAGGGGUUGGCUGGAGAUAAGCAAGGGUCAGCUGCCUGAAUUAGGGAUAACUCCUCAUGUUGCUUCCAAGCCUGAGAUACCAUGAUUCUUAAAUCUUUCUCUGUCUACUUCAUUAAUCCAUGUAGACCAGCUGACUCAACCAGGGUCGCAUAUUGAGCAAUGGCCAGGCUGGGGUUAAUAGCUCUGGUCUUUGAGCCAUUAUCACAGAACUGGCAGAGACCUUGAACCCAUCCCAGUGGAAAUUUCAGGGCUGUUCAUGGAGCAUUCGAUGGGCCAACAGCAUACCAUGUUGAUUUUUUAAAUAUUCCCUGAUAAUUUUCACAUCAAAUAGUUUCUGCUAUGUUAAUUCAUUUUUUUAAAUAUUUUUUUUGGCAUCUGUGGGCAACACAGAGUGUCCAUUAAGUUCUCAUUGAAGGUAUUUAUUUCCUUCUCUAAUGACAUUUCCUAACUGGAAAUCAGUAGGGGGAGGCUCUGGGCAGGACGUCCUGGCUUUCGCCUUAGCUGGAUGCCAGUCUGUGUUAAAUCUCCAGGCCACCUGCCAGACAGUCUUGUGAUUGAACUGGAGAGUAGGAAAUAGUGUAAAAGUGAAGCAGGCAGAGGCCACAGGCAAGAGUAGCUUGAGACAGCAAAUAACACAAUGGUAAGAUGAGCAGGAACAGGAUCAGAUCUUCCCAUGAACACAUGGAGGUGUGGAAAGAUGAGCAACCAGAGGGGAGCAGCACCAUGGAGACAGGAGGACUGGGUGUGGGCUUGAAGCAAAGAAAGGAAGUGGGGAGCUCCUUAGGGUUCACCCAAUGACAUUUGUCUUAGGGUUAAGUUAUGGAAGCAGAACCACUAUGAGUCUUAUGGAAUAAGGAAUUUAUUAAUACUAUAAGAAUUAGAUCAUACACAAUUGUGGGAGGAGCUGGGCAAGUAAAGAACUGAAAGUUCUUUCUUUCUUCUGAAAGUUCGGUGAAGGAUCACCGAAAAGUCAUUCACCAGCCAUGGUGCGGGUGAACAAAGCAGAGCUUACAAGGAAGAGCAAGGCAGGGCUGGCUGCUGGACUGGGGCCACCAAGGGGCUGGGGUGCAAUCUUUGGAAGGACGUGGCUCUUUGUAGCUACUGCCUCUGUGAGUUUGCAGCAAAGCAUCUCAUGGUAUAUGGGGGCGUCACUGUUGGUCAGCAGGGCCGGCAGUCACACUGGAGCGGGGAAGAGCAGGGACACACACGAGCCUGGCUGCCUCUUGGUGUGUCCCUCACCAGCUCCAGCCAACAGUGGCCUUCAGAGCGUGAUGGCUGCUGUUUCACCGCCACCACCCACAUGCAACUUCCCUUUUGGCCAACUUCUCACAGAGAAGGGGGUGCUGGGAAAUAUUACACCAGAACCUUCCAACGCUGAUCUAGGAAAGACAAGAGCACACUCAGCUCACCGAUACACAGAGCCUCACAUUUUUGAAGUUUCAAAAAGUGUAUGGUAGAGAGGAAAGCUGUCAGAGUAUUUCUGUUCAUCAAGACUCUGGGUUGCAAGUGACAGAAAUUCUAAAACUGGCUUAAGUGAAAAAGAGGCUUUGAGGCUUUGCGGGGUGGAAAUAUUGGGGUAGCUCAAAGAAUCCAAAGAAUUCUUUGGAUUAAGAAUUAAUCAGAGGGGGACUUCCCUGCUGGCGCGGUGGCUAAGAAUCCGCCUACCAAUGCAGGGGUCACGGGUUCGAGCCCUGGUCCGGAAACAUCCCACAUGCCGUGGAGCAACUAAGCCCAUGCGCCACAGCUACCAAGCCUGCGCUCUAGAGCCCGUGAGCCACAACUACUGAGCCCGUGUGCCACAACUACUGAAGCCCGUACGCCUAGAGCCCAUGCUCCACAACAAGAGAAGCCACCGCAAUGAGAAGCCCACGCACCGCAACGAAGAGUAGCCCCCUCUCGCCACAACUAGAGAAAGCCCGCGUGCAGCAACGAAGACCCAACGCAGCCAAAAAUAAAUAAAUAAA
This is a messenger RNA of Orcinus orca (killer whale), 17435 nucleotides long. It is a transcript of the gene INTS7, whose product is annotated as integrator complex subunit 7. The record is from RefSeq and is a predicted model, not a curated record. The transcript is spliced from 21 exons. Gene Ontology annotation, cellular component: integrator complex. The coding region runs from base 373 to 3177 and encodes 934 amino acids. Gene Ontology annotation, biological process: snRNA 3'-end processing. Lineage: Eukaryota; Metazoa; Chordata; Mammalia; Artiodactyla; Delphinidae.